This is a messenger RNA of Propithecus coquereli (Coquerel's sifaka), 1969 nucleotides long. RefSeq names its product ankyrin repeat and death domain containing 1A (gene ANKDD1A). The transcript has 13 exons. Gene Ontology annotation, biological process: signal transduction. The record is from RefSeq and is a predicted model, not a curated record. Lineage: Eukaryota; Metazoa; Chordata; Mammalia; Primates; Indriidae. Gene Ontology annotation, molecular function: protein binding. The coding region runs from base 95 to 1381 and encodes 428 amino acids.
GGCCCUGCACUGGGCCGCAGGCGCGGGGCACGAGCAGGCCGUGCGGCUGCUCCUGGAGCACGAGGCUGCUGUGGAUGAGGAGGAUGUGUUUGGGAUGAACGCGCUUCUCCUGUCUGCCUGGUUCGGCCACUUGCGGAUCCUCCAGAUCCUGGUCAACUCGGGGGCCAAGACCCACUGUGAGAACAAGGACGGCCUGACCUUACUGCACUGCGCAGCCCAAAGAGGCCACGUGUCAGUGCUGGUGUUCAUAAUGGAGGACCUGGAGGAUAUGGCCCUGGACCACGCAGACAAGUUGGGAAGGACGGCAUUUCACAGGGCAGCUGAGCACGGGCAGCUGGACGCUCUGGACUUCCUCGUGGGCUCUGGCUGUGACCACAGCGUCAAAGACAAGGAGGGGAACACAGCCCUUCACCUGGCUGCUGGCCGGGGCCACGUGGUGGUGCUGCAGCAGCUGGUGGACUUUGGGCUGGACCUGGAGGAGCGGAACGCGGAAGGCCUGACCGCCCUGCAUGCGGCUGCGGAAGGGAUCCACCCCGGCUGCGUGCGGCUCCUGCUCGGCGCCGGGAGCAGCGUGAACGCCCUCACCCAGAAAAAGCUGAGCUGCCUCCACUACGCGGCCCUUGGUGGCUCUGCGGAUGUGUCUCGGGCCCUCAUCCUCGCAGGAGGCUGCACCAACGUGGCUGAUCAUCAGGGCGCCUCUCCUCUGCACCUUGCUGUGAGGCACAACUUCCCUGCCUUGGUCCAGCUCUUCAUCAACGCCCACAGUGACUUGGAUGCCACCGACAAUAGGCAGCAGACGCCCCUUCACCUGGCCGCCGAGCAUGCCUGGCAGGACAUAGCAGAGAUGCUCCUUGUCGCUGGAGUUGACUUAACCCUGACAGAUAAGCAGGGAAAGACCGCGCUGGCCGUGGCUGCCCGCAGCAACCACGUCACCCUGGUGGACAUGAUCAUAAAAGCUGAUCGUUUCUACAGAUGGCAGAAGGACCACCUCUCAUGCAGGGACUCCAGUGACCCCUCUGGGAAGAGCUUGACCUUUAAGCAGGACCAUCGGCAGGAAACACAGCAGGUCCGCUCCCUGCUGUGGCAGCUGGCCUCCAGGCGUCUGCGGCCCCAUGAGUGGAAGAAGCUCGCAUAUUCCUGGGGGUUCACUGAGGCCCACGUCUACGCCAUCGAGCAACAGUGGACAGGCACCAGGAGCUACCAGGAGCACGGCCACCGGAUGCUGCUCAUUUGGCUGCAUGGCGUGGCCAUCGCUGGUGAGAACCCCAGCAAAGCGCUGUUCGAGGGCCUCGUGGCCAUUGGCAGAAGGGACCUGGCUGAAAGCAUCAGGAAGAAAGCAAGUGCAGACACAGCUGCCCCCAGGAGGUGCACAGCCAUGUAACUGGAGAGGCCAGACCUUCGGGCAUGUGGGACGUGGGAGUGUGGGGCCACCUGAACAGAAGAUGACCAUUGUUUAAGAGCUUAUAAACAAUCACUGUUAACAGUCCCCAGUUGCUUCCACUGAAGCGCACAGUCACGCAGAGACCAGCAGGCAGUGUGUGUACAGUAAUCUUCUCCACGAGGGGGCCUGUUUCAGGGUUUGCAUUAGGUAAUCCCGUCCCACGGGGAUGGUCCUUCACUGCUCUCAGCUCACUUUCACCUCCUUCAUCUUGAGCCUCAUAGCCGUCCCUGGAGGUGCAAGGGGGCAUCUUUACAGAUAGAAUGCUGAGGCCCAGGGAGGAGAAGCAGCUUGCCCAGGUCGCACUGCUACUCAGGUGGUGGGGUCAGGCGCCAAACCCGGCGUUCCUCCCACCCUGACCCGAGGAACGGGCUCCUGCAUCACUUACUAACGGACUGCCCGGAACCCGCCCGCUGGUUUGUAAGAAUGCCAUGCUUACUCUACAGCCUUUUAUUUACAAGCUAAUUUGUACACUUUGACAGUUCCAGGAGGCACACACUCUCAUUUUUUCCCUCUUGUUUUAUCAUUUUU